This is a messenger RNA of Fundulus heteroclitus (mummichog), 2315 nucleotides long. It is a transcript of the gene mppe1, whose product is annotated as metallophosphoesterase 1. Lineage: Eukaryota; Metazoa; Chordata; Actinopteri; Cyprinodontiformes; Fundulidae. Gene Ontology annotation, biological process: endoplasmic reticulum to Golgi vesicle-mediated transport; GPI anchor biosynthetic process. The coding region runs from base 296 to 1825 and encodes 509 amino acids. The record is from RefSeq and is a predicted model, not a curated record. Gene Ontology annotation, molecular function: phosphoric diester hydrolase activity. The transcript has 10 exons. Gene Ontology annotation, cellular component: endoplasmic reticulum-Golgi intermediate compartment.
UCGCGGUCUCCCUCAACGAACUUUCCCUUCUUCUCUGUCUGGGUCCACCGAACCGAACCGGACACACAACGCGGAUUUUUAUUAUAUUUCUAUAAAAAAAAUUCUCUUAGAUACUCCUCAUCCAUUUUAACUUGAGCAUCUCUCUGCGGGGAGGGGAGCUAGAAGGCAUUAAAUAAAUAAAAUUAAAAAAAAUCCUCCGGGUGUCUUCAGGAGGAGCGGGGUGCAGCAGAAGAGAUGCCUGACGGGUCGCUCGGUUCAGGGCAUCCCGAGCACCGGUCAUCACCCGCGGAGGAAGAUGCUGAGGUUUAGCGGCAGCUCGGUGGUCGCGGCGCUGCUCAUCGCGGUGGUCUUCGGCGCCUUUUUCUUCUGCGAGUACCUCAUCUACUUCCCGACCAUCCUCAAGUGCGCCUGGCCGAAGCUGAGCCAUGCCCGGGGGGGCGCAGAGGGCACCGGCGGGCGGCCGACGGAGCCGGCGGUCCGCGCCAUGGUGCUGUCCGACACGCACCUGCUCGGAGCCGUGGGGGGACACUGGUUCGACAAGCUGCGGAGGGAAUGGCAGAUGGAGAGGGCUUUCCAGACCGCCCUGUGGCUCCUCAAGCCCGAAAUAGUCUUUAUUCUCGGGGAUAUCUUCGACGAAGGCAAGUGGAGCUCCCAGAAGCACUGGGAGGACGACGUGCGCCGCUUCCACAGGAUGUUCAGGCACUCCACUGACACAGAACUGGUCGUACUGGUCGGCAACCACGACAUCGGUUUCCAUUAUGAGAUGGACUGGUUCAAGCUGCAGCGCUUCGAGAAGGUCUUCAACGCCUCCUCCACCAGGAUCGUGACCAAAAAGGGAGUCAACUUCCUGCUGGUGAACAGCGUGGCUCUGCACGGCGACGGCUGCCCCAUCUGCCAGUCGGUGGAGAAGGACCUGAUCAAGCUCUCCAGAGACCUCAACUGCUCGCUUCAGAAGUCGCAGCUUGGCGGCCAAGAGACGGAGGGCUGUGAGGGUUCGCAGACCUAUCCUCCCACCGCUCCCAUCAUGCUGCAGCAUUACCCGCUGUACAGAGUGAGCGACGCCAGCUGCACGGGGCAGGACGCGGCUCCGCCCGAAGAGCGACACCUGCUGUUCAGGGAGAAGUAUGACGUGCUGUCCAAGGAGGCCUCUCAGCGGCUGCUGCAGUGGUUUAAGCCCCGCCUCGUCCUCAGCGGACACACCCACAGCGGCUGUGAGGUUCUACACGACAAGCGGUACCCCGAGGUCAGCGUGCCGUCGUUCAGCUGGAGGAACAGGAACAACCCCAGCUUCAUCCUGCUGCAGCUCAGUCUGCCUGAACGGAGAUGGUCUGUGGACCUCAGCUUUCAUAGGUCUGCCACAGAUUCUCAGCCGGACGUAGGUCUGAACUUUGACUGGGCCAUUCUAACUGAUGACUUUGAUUCAAACCAUCCCAUUGUACCUCUGGCUGUAUGUUUAGGGUCGUCGUGCUGCUGGAAGGUGAACCUCUGCCCCCCCCGUCUCAAGUCUUUUCCAGACCCAUAUCGGCGUUUCUUCCAGGAUUAUUUAGCUUCAUCCAUCCUCCCAUCAACUCUGACCUGCUUCCCUGUCCCUGCUGAGGAACAGCUUCCCCACAGCAUGAUGCUGCCACCACCAUGUUUCACGGCGUCGGUGUCCCCCGGCGGUUACUCGCUCUCCAAAUGCUUCCUGCCGGAGGAGAGCACGGUGAUCGGGGUGUACUGCUCGGCCGGAGCCUGCCUGCUGCUGCUCCUCCUGGCCCACUGUCUGUGGAUGAAGGGGCUGCUGCAGCUCAGCCUCUGCCUGCUGGGGAAGCACAAGUCUCUGUGAACUGCGUUACCCAGAGUGCACCUUGCUGGUUUGUGGAGCUGCAUCCCCCCAUCCCUCCUUGAAUGGGCUCUCCACACACGGCCUCCGCUUAAAUGCAGAACUGAGCGAAGGACAUGAGUGUAAAUAUAUUCAAAAUGUGUAAAUCAGUGCUGGCAUUGAUGAUGAUGUUAAAUGAAGAUAUUUUCUGGACAGGUUGUCUUAAUAAUUACAAUAAAGCUGCUCAGACGUGUGAUUAGGUGGGUUCAGAGAAGAUGUGUAAAUAGUUCGCCGUGGUGGUGAGGUAAAGGUGCUUUCUGUGAAACACGCCAAUCGUUUCUUCUUCUUCUUCUUUUUAAACUCGAUGUCGGACCAUCCGUCACUGCUGCUCGUUGUUUUUAGGCUCUGCGUCAUCAGGAUGUAUUAGUUCAUGACUUUCUGUGCCAAAUUGUUGACAGUUUUCCGGGGAGAUGUUCCUAAUAAAGCGUUUUCUGGUGGAAAGAAAAUGAACUUA